CUUAACCGGUGCGGCAUAUUGAGGUACCACAUCAGCAAAUCAAACAAAAACUCUAGUAUCAUAUCGGGGCCAGUCAGAAGUUAAGAUGGCGCUGAUGCGCGUUGUCGCCAUGCUGACGCUGUGCUUGACAUCAGCCUGGUCCAGCAGCGUAGUUUUGUCCCCCGUAAAACCGGAAAAGGAACCCAAACCACUUCCGCCCGAACCCAAACCGGAAGACCUAUACCUAGUGUCUGUUCCCAGAGUAGUUCGUCCUGGUCAGUUCUUGGACGUUUUUAUCAGCGUUUUUACGAGACAACGUGGUUUUUUGAAACCAACGGUUGAACUUAAAGGCACUGGGUCCGACUACAACGUAACACACGUCACGAGGUCGAGGUAUCUGUACUCAACUAUUGGAAACGUAAUAUCACUCAAGGUCCCUCUCACUGUGAACGCCCGCACAUACCGUGUUGUGGUCACCAACGAAUUGUUAUUCAGCUUUGAACACGAGACCACCGUAACACUGGAUUCCAACACUAUCAAUGGCUUCGUUCAGACAGACAAGGGCAUGUACAACCCUGGCAGCACAGUUCGCUACAGGAUUCUUUCACUGGAUCAGAAUCUUCAGACCUUCAAAGGCAAAUACGACGUGAUUAUUUAUGACGCAGGAAGAAACCGUAUUAAGCAAGACAAUGGACUUUCUGACAGCACCGGUCUAAUAGAAGGGGAACUGAAACUUUCUGAAGAACCCGUUCUUGGAGAGUGGCAAAUCCACGUGUCUACAGACCUUAUAUCCUUUUCGAAGCAGUUUGAAGUCAAAAAGUACGUUCUUCCCCGUUUUGGAGUUACCGUUUCCCCAGCCAGAUCAUUCGUCGUCUCCUCAGACGAGAGAGUGGUCGGCACAAUUUCCGCCACAUACACGUCAGGAAAACCAAUCCAGGGUCGCGUGAAGGUCACGGCCAAGGUUGACCCAUGGUACUCUUGGUAUAACCGGGACGUGAAGGAGCAACCCACACUUAGCCUUGACCUGAAGAUUGAUGGCGACGUUGGGUACAGCUUUUCUGUGGAAGAGUUGAAGAACAUAAGUCGGUACCUUGAUUAUAGAGACAUAACUAUCGUAGCUGAAGUGACAGAAGAUUUGACUGGAGAGGUAGCGACCUCCUCCGCCAAAACCAAGGUGUAUCCACGAGCAGAGAAGAUAGAGUUUGCAAGUUCCAACCCAUCCACCUUCAAACCCACCCUUGAGUACACAGGCUAUGUAAAGGUGCUUCAACAAGACGACAGACCUUUAGCAAAGGCAACGGAGAAACUGGUUAUUGAGGCGCAGAUAGAAGUCCCUUUGCCAACCACCACUACAACAACUACCACCACGACAACAACAACAAAACCAAAAAUGCCAGCCGACGGCAUAGAUAUAGCAGAACCGAUCCUCAUUGAGGAUGUAUUUUUUCCACGUCCAUACUGGCCAUACCAGCCCACGACCAAGUGGAUCAGUCUGGACAACCAGGCAUUUGACGUCCCAGCCAACGGACUUGUGGAGUUCGCCAUGAACGUGCCUGAGGAGGCCAAGAAUCUACGUGUUACGGCUCGGUACGGAAAGUUGACUUCUAGUUCAAGCACAGCAAAAAGGUUCCAGUCUCCUAGUGAGACCUUCUUGCAAGCAUCCCUGAACAACGACCUUCCAAAGGCAGGUGAGAGGGUAAUCGUCAAUCUGAAGUCCAAUCGAGAGUUUAAGUAUUUUACCUACGUGGUUUUAUCCCGAGGAAGAAUUGUGAGGGCACGAAAAGUGAGUCGCCGGUAUAGCAGGAAAAGGGCAAGGUUUGCAAUCCGCGUGAAACCAGAAAUGGCGCCAACGUCACGUCUGGUUGUCUAUUACGUGAAAGAUGACAAUGAGGUUGUGGCUGAUGGCCUUACUUUCAACGUCAUUGGGGCAUUCAAAAAUAAAGUUUCUUUGGAGUUUAACACCAAAGAAGUCAAGCCGGGUGAGGACGUCAGUCUUCAGUUACGUGCCGAUCCUGGUUCCCUUGCCGCUACUCUUGUGGUGGAUAAAAGUGUGAUCCUCCUCAAGUCUGGCUUCGAUUUAUCCUAUACAGAGGUUUUGGACACCCUGAGCAAGUAUGACGUCGGCCAGAACAGCUUCCCGACGUUCUUGUGGAAGAAGAAGCGCAGGAGGAAGAGACUGUCCAUCUGGCCUUACCCGACGUACGGCGGCGCUGAUGACGUUACUGCUGUAUUCGCCGAAGCUGGUAUUAAGGUCAUGUCCAACGCUGAAAUCUAUGACUAUGUGGAACCUGUACAAUAUUAUUAUCGUACCUUUGCCAUGGAGGACAUGCAAGUGAUGGCAGCGCCUAUGGAAGCGUCAAUUGGCGGUCUGGCACAAGUAGAGAGGAUCAGGACACGCUUCAUAGAGACAUGGCUAUGGAGCCUGGAAAAAGUCGGCGAUUCAGGCGUGGUCAACAUAGAUUUGGUCGCUCCGGAUACCAUGACAACGUGGGUGGGGACAGCCUUUGCCGUUGAUACCUCUGCGGGAUUUGGCAUGACGGAGGAACCCGCCACGAUUGUGGUGCUAAACAAGUUUUUCGUGAACGUGGUGUUGCCUUACUCUGUGAUCAGAGGAGAGCAGGUCGUCCUGCAGGCGAAUGUCUUCAAUUACUUGGAUACUGACCAGAAGGUUGUUGUUGAACUUCAAAACUCUGACGGCUUCCGGUGUCUAGGAGUUGGAGAUGGUGGAGAAAUUGUGGAGGGCGACUGUGAAAAGCAGACUAUUAAGGUUACCGCAGAUAGUGUUGUUUCUGUGUUUUUCCCAAUUGUGCCCAAAUCCCUGGGUGAGGUGGCCAUUACUUUGACAGCCAGAUCUACUGACCAUGCUGACGGGCUGACUAAACAGCUGAGGGUUGAGCCGGAAGGAAUUCCCCAGGAGUAUAACCAAGCAGUUAUUGUGGAUCUCACCGAUUCUGCCGUCACACAGUUCCAGGAAUCGGUUAAAGUUGACUUCCCUCCAAAUGUCGUUGAGGGUUCCCAGCGCGUACUCGUCAAAGUUUUGGGCGAUCUUUUGUCCAGCACAUUGAACAGUCUUUCAAACUUGUUGAAAAUGUCUUAUGGCUGCGGUGAACAGAACAUGAUCAACUUUGCCCCCAGCGUCUUCGUGGCCAAUUAUCUGGACAGCGUCGGACAACUGACUGGGGAAAGGCGAUCAACUGCUCUGGAUAUUAUACUCUCUGGCUAUCAAAGGCAAAUGAACUACAUGAGGUAUGACGGUUCCUUCAGCGCGUUUGGUGACAGGGACCCGCAAGGAAGUACCUGGUUAUCCUUGUUUGUAUGGAAAUCUUUUGGUCAAGCUCGGAAGUUUAUCCAGCUCGAUGAACUGAGACUGGCGUCAACGUUAAGAUUUAUCCAAAACCAACAAAACGACGAUGGAUCUUUCAACGAACCUGGCCGAGUCAUCCACAAAGAUAUGCAGGGCGGUUCCGCAAAUGGUAUCGCGCUUACAGCUUAUGCUUUAUCAGCCAUUUUGGAGAACGACCACGACGACAGCUUAAAUACAACCAUUGCGCGUGCUCAGAAGUAUGUGGAGGAUAGAAUUCUGGACGAGGAGGACCCGUAUGUGUUGACCAUCUGUGCCUACGCUCUGGAAUUGGCCGAGAGUUCCUUACUACCCCAGGUCCGACAAAAGGUCAAGGAUGCCGCCAUGAACGAAAAUGGACAAGUUUACUGGAAAACCGCAAGCACGUUUGAACCGCACUACACCUGGCGAUCUCCAAACAACGUUCUAAUGCUGCUGACGUCGAGGCACGGCCUACGGUCUCCUGGCAUGCGCAGAAGAGCCAGACCUUGGGCGUUGUCUGACGAUCAUACCAUGGUUGGUCGGCCAGCAGAACUCUAACGGAGGGUUUGUCUCAACACAGGACACUGUGGUCGCUGUCCAUGCCCUCAGUUCAUUGGCUAAGCUCAUCUACUCUGAGGACAAUUCUGUCAAUAUCGACGUCAUUUCCGGUGAUAUCACCAAGAGUUUUACGGUUGACGAUAGCAAUCGUUUCAUUCUAC
Molecule: messenger RNA, 4020 nt
Organism: Liolophura sinensis
Lineage: Eukaryota; Metazoa; Mollusca; Polyplacophora; Chitonida; Chitonidae
Product: CD109 antigen-like
Exons: 31
Coding region: 86-3859 (1257 amino acids)
Molecular function (GO): endopeptidase inhibitor activity
Source: RefSeq, a predicted model, not a curated record